GAGUACUCCGUAGUUCGAAUCCGUCUGGGAUUGCCAGCCCUUGACUUAAGCAAGCUGAGGCUUCACUAGUUCCUCUAGUUACCCUCAAACCUCCUAAGCUUCACACCCAACCCACCCUAAGCCACGAAUAAGAUAAGCGGCUAGCUUUGGCCAGGAUUCAUUCAUUCCCAUUUCGCCUUGGGCAGCUUAACCCUUGAGAAGUCACAAACCAAGCGCGCUCCAUUAUUGUUAUCAGCUUACUCGCAAGAAGAGUGCAAAGGGCCUCCCUUGCCUCGAGAACCGAUCGAAUCCUAUCCAGAUUCCUCAACAACGCUCCAGCCCUGAGAUAACUACUCUCCGAAUUCUUUGGCCAAGUUUUAUUUUUAUAGUUUCGGAGAGUGAAUGCGUCAAGGGCUACAGCCACCCACCCGGGGUCCCUUUCUUCUUUUUUAUUCUUUUUGUUCUUCUUUCUUCUUUCUAUUUAAUUCAAGCUGCCGAAUUAUACCGGGUUCAAGAAUAAGGCUUUCGACUCUUAACGGCUUUACAACCAAUGCCUGAGGUGGGAAAGCUCCUAGGUUGGAGAUCCCGGAGAUGAGCGGGCGCACCAUGCGGAAAUAAUAAAACACUUCUCAGUCCGAACCGGCGAUAUGGCGGGGGUAUUCGGUAGGCAUCUAGAUGCACCCACCCAGUUGAUAGAAAGGCUCUUCAACCAUCCAAAGCGAGGCCUCAGUGGUUCAAAACUUACUAUUCAUCAUCCACGAGCGAAUGGAAGAUUAGGUUGCCCAAUAUUUGCAAAAUUCCCAAUGCUGCAGCCGUUUCGUCCUUAUCUGAACUUUAAAAUUAGGUACCAACGUCCGUUUCAUUCUUGUUGCCUCUUCAGCUCGGUGUCUCAAGGGAGCUCACUACUGAAACAUGUAGGCAUUCUUUCCAUCAUCACCUAGGGACAGAAGGGUUGAAAACGGCCAUAAAUCAUAAAGGCCCAGCGCCGGUUGAACGGGGGGGGCCAGGCUACCUUGAGACAGGGCUGCAGCCUGCAGGGAAACUCCAGGAUGACAAUCGCCUUGGGUGGCCCCGGUUCUAAAAAUACCUAGUGCUGGGGGUAGGGUAGGUAGGGGGAGGGUUUUACGUAAGUAGGCGUAUCAAACUCUUACGCUCGCAUGCUCCGAAAAGGGAAUGUCGCGCCUGUGGUUUUGUCACCAGGCUGCAUUAUCUCCAGGGUCUCUCGUUUCAUUUGUUCACUGGUACCGGGGUUCUUCCUUUCUGGAAGAGAAAGAACUCGCGAAACUCAUGUUGGGGAGUAAAGAUGUUUUUGGUUGACGGACUGCUCGCGGUAUCUUUCCCCUGUCAUAAUCUCGCACGCAAAUCCCGAAAAAGAUACCACUACCAUGACAUUUCCAAGGGCCACCUGUGGGCGCGGAAGUUUAUCUGGAGCUAUAUACUGCUCACGUUAUCUACUGGUGUCCUAUGGGAUGCCCGUGAUUACCACAUUGAGCGGCAGGGAAGAUAGGAUCGGAUCAAUUACAUACGUGGCAAGAGUUUGUGACAUCUGCGUGUAAUUUUUUGAAAAUGCCAAAGAGUCUUCUUAUCAAAGGAAGAAGCGGACUGCUUCAAUAUCGCUCGCACCAACUGAUGUGUGCCAUUAGCCGCGCCUGAUCUCAAUUGAGUUUCCCUGCCGAUCUCCGACCGGUAACCGAAAUCCUUGCUAUGCUCUCUCCCUAGUGCUUACAGAGUAGUGAAGUUCAUAUGGAGCACUGCACCACCAGGAUAUUGGCCAGGCAGAAAGAGCGCAAAAAAAAAAAAAAAAAGACAAAGAAAACCCGGGGGGGCGGGGUGGUUUGCAAAUGUAGUUAAUAACGCAAGCCCCAUGUUCUCAUUUUUCGAAGCCGGCCGGUUUAUUCUACAGCUUGAUCAGCCCGCCCGACUCUCUCUCUCUCUCUGGAUUUAUGCAUACUUAUUCGCACAUGCAUGACUUGUUCUGUCUAUACAUCUGCCGUCGGUAUGAUGAUACUCGUUCCUCAUAAGUCUACCGUUGAAAAGAUCUAUUCCGCCCCGCAGAGAAGACAAUGUAUGUAUGUACAUGUACAUACAUACAUACAUGGAACCUGCUGGUGCCUACGAAGGGUAUUCAUGGCUUUUGACCUUUCAUGGUUAUAACAAUGCCAUUGACGGCAAGGCAAGCAAACCAAACAGGCACCAUUCUCGGUUGUGCCAUGCCCGCCGUGCAGUGGUACAGAAUAGCAAUGUAAAACCAGUGUUGAACGAACUUCCGUCUUUGGAUAAUAAUAGCCCAGCUCAAGUACCAAGUAGCCGUCAUAUUUUUUUUAUAUUUUUUUCUAAAGAAGGCCGUGGAAUGGAGCCCCGGCUCAUGUUUUUUUUUUCUUUUCUUUUUUCUUUUCUUUUCUUUUCUUGCUCUUACCUUACCCUACUCCGUCUGCUUCCUCGCAAUAUUCGAAAUUACUUAAAUAGGUAUAUAUAGUUCUCCGCAACAAGGCAGCGAGUGAGGUUAGCUUUGUCAUGGGAAUUAGAUUAACACGCUGCUCCAUUAUCAUCAACCUUUUAACCGGACUGUUCUUGGGCGUCUGUGUUUCUCUGUGUUUUGGUGGCACUAGUUAUCCAUUCAGAAUGCAGGCGGGGGGAGCCUGACGGAGGUCGCUUGCAAAACUAUACAAUUAUAAGGGACCACCAUUAUUCGGUUUCAAUUCCUCAUAACCUCCGUAAAAAUGGAAGGUAAAGAAAGUUGUUUAGCAGAUUUCAGGCCGAAGAGUCAGUGACUCGUAUUUAGCUAGCAACCUCCCUGCAUCGAGCCUAGAGGACUUUAAUUCCACAUCUUCAUCCCACACACCCUUCUUCUUUUUCCUCCUCCUCUUCCUCUUCCUCCUCUUCCUCCCUUUCUCCUCUUCCUCCUCUUCUCCUCAUCCUCGUCAAUGACCCCUACAACUCAGCCCAGUCAAUCAGUGGAACAAGCAUUCAGGCAAUUCGAUGACCUCACUUGACUCACUCUGGCGACUGAAGAAUCUAGACCAUCUCCACCAGCCCAGAAUCAGCUGCCCUUUGUCUGGGACAGUCAGGAAUCUCGAUGUAGCCGGGUUGGGGCCUCGCCACAGUAUGUGCUGGCCGUGGCGAUGCAGCCAAUCAUUGCGGCGUUUGAAAGAUAUUCUCGCUUGUCGGGUUUCAAAGACGACAUUUAACAGGAAUUCUGUCACAGAACUUGCGUUGGACUAAAGACUUCGCAACUUCGGCUCUGGCUGGACAGGUGUCAAUAUAGGGCGGGGUUUGUCAAACUAGUGUUCUUAUUUUUGGUAUUGGAGGUCAAUCAUGAGGCAGGCAAUAAUGAAUUAAUGGCAAUGGCAUGGUAUGUACUAUUCAUAGAACUUGGCUGUGCCGAGAUCGAAAACAGUUUUUGAGGAGCUCUUUUUUAUCAUGUCGCAGAUAGUCAGGUCAACACAACCCGUACGUACAUCAUUCGAUGAACCAUUGAAGGUCUGUAUGUAAUUGGGAAAAAGCGUUGGUUGACAGGAAACGCCACAAGCCAUAAAUUCUUGUCAACGAAGAACGAGUUGGCUCGAAACUCCGUUUUCAGCCUUUUUUUCUUCAAGCAGCCUGCCUGGUUUCAACUCAAAAGGAUACUUGAAGCUAGAAGUUCCCUACGACCAAUUUUUUUUUUUGUUUUUAAACCGCUUCCAACCUCCCACAAGUCGCAGUCUUUCGGAAGCCUAGUAGAGGGUAACUAACCCGCUGGAGACGUGCUCGCUAGGUUAGCAGGAUGUGGAUGAAGAUGACCCUCUACGCUGUACGCAAUUUCUUCCUUUUUGCGCUGCCAGAGGAAUAGGCUCCUCUCCAGGGUUUCAAUACAAGGAUGAGCAGGGCAGGGGGAGGUAUUAAGUGUAUCAGACCUGAUGGAUUAGUGCCGCCUCGUUGUCUUGAGUGUAUGGUCAACCCAAAGAAGCACCAUAAUUCACCUAUCUCUUUGUGUGUUUUAGUAUGGUUGGGAUAUUGCUGCUUGAAUUUUUUGAUAUUGGAUUUUGUCUCUAAUUCCGGCCUGCUGCUUGCAAUUUCGUUCAUCUCCUCCUUCAUCCAGCUGUCAUGUCACUAUUUCCACCCCGUUUAAUUUCCUUCCUUCUAUCAUCCUCAAGAACGACCCCUGCAUGAUAUGGCUAUAGGGUCCGCUUCAGUCCCGAGAAACUCUCCGGAAACCCUCCAUACAGGUGGAAACUGGAUCACACGCCCAAAUACUCGGAUUUCUUUCGUUCUCCAUUCAACAAAGGGGUCAUGAAGAUUGGUAUGCUAGAGACUAAAGCCUUUCCCACUGCAUCAGCCCAGUUUGAAUGGCACAUUUUGAAUAAUGAUACCAUCCUUGAGACGCGGAUGCGCUCGUGAAGGAAAUAAUAAUGGGUCGGUCCCCCGGUAUCUGUCAAUCAAGCAGAAGCCCUUGCUACGCUCCAUAUACCGAAUGUGAACUGACCAGAGACUCUAUUGCUGGGAACGGGAAGAAACACUGUAUCUUUCCCUGGCGGAUCCCCAGGGAUAAAGAAUCCAGGCGUAGAGGGCAAAAAGCGCAUCUAUUCAUCAGAAUAUUCCAACUUCCCCCUCAUCCCUUCUCUGACAUGCGGAAACAUCCUCCUGUCUGGUAUGACAUGAUGGAGGGUGUCCCUAAUAUAUUAUUACAGGCGCAUGAUUUCAUACAGCCCGUGGAGUCCAAUUCAGCCUUCCGCCCUAGACAUUUUGCCCAUCGUUCCCCAACUCCAUCCUCCACUGUAUCCAAACUUUCCCCCAAGGCAAAUUCAUGUCUCCGAUUAUCAGUACCGCCAAAGGCGGAGUUUAUGUAAAUUGUUAGCUUUGGAAGGAGUCGGAUUAGGAAUAUCUGCGGGGAAAAUCUCGUGAAAUAUAGAAUAAAAAGGAGAUACAAAAAUUAAUAUAAUAUAUAUCCGAGAUACAAUAAAAUGUAUCCGUCUCUGGGGAAUUUUUUUUUUUUUUUUUUUCAAUUCGCUCGGCUCAUGCUCAUGUCAUGUGAAGAUUCACAUCAAGCCAACCUUAGAAAUGUACAUGUACAUAGUGUCUCAAUUUCCCACUUUGGAAUCGCAGCAUAAAUCAUAAAUUCACCGCUCCCGUAUGUGGCGACAGAAAAGACACCCCCUGGCGUUUGUUCUCUUUUAGUGUUUGAAGCUGUCCUCUCUCUUUAUGCGCGUCACACGAGUAAAGUUUGCCAAGGUUGUGUGCAAGGGAAAGUGGGCGGCGGGAAUGGAUGUAAAGAUUUUCUAUGGGCAGGGAACUUGAGGUGGUGGCUUCGGGAUCUCUCCGCAUGCAGUCAUUUCUUUGACAUAAGGCGUGGAAACUCAGUAUUUUCUCCCCCAUUGAUUUCUAUCUUUAGGAUAAUAAUGGCCUUGCUGAGGCAUUUGCCUGAUGACGAUGUUCUUGGUGCCAUUGCGCGGCCAAGAAAAGAGGGCUGGCAUGUUGCUGUUUUCUCCUUUACAUACUGCGGUGUGGGUGAGUACCCAGGGUGGUUGUUUUAGUAUGAAUCAUGGAGUUGCGGGUGCAAUUUCGAAAAUAUGCAAUGGAGCGGUGAGAAUCCUCUCUGCCUCGUGUUGAUACGUCGUUUAUCUUCGUUGCUGUUCAUGGAUGCAUUGGUGCCCAGGGAGUAUCUCGUGACCGCAGUCUCAGAUCUGUGAGAGUAGUGGGCAUACAUUAUUGGUUGUUGACAUAUGAAUGAUGCCAAUGUCUGAGGAUAAGAGGAUAUAUGUUGUACAAGCCUCGUUUAUGUAAAAUAGUUGCAUCCCUUGCUAUUGGCUUAUCGAAGUGGUUGUGUCAACUUAUUCAGUUUGCCUAGCAGCACCAAAUUUUUGGCAAGGUGGUUGAGCUAGAAUUCCGAAAAAUAUUGGCAUAUUCCACUUUCCAUGACCAGAUAGAUGGAGGGAAGGCUUGAGUGAAGAACGGUGAUGAGUUUGGGAAAUUUCAAAUUAAUAUUCUGAUAUCGGUGGAACAGAAAAACAAGUGGAAACCUCGUACAAAGGUUCAUUCACCAGAUAGCCAUCAUCAAUAGAAAGACUCCAAGAAAAAGGGACACAUCCUUGACAGUGCUGUGCUGAUAGAAAUAAAAAUUUGAUGAAGUCAUGCAGCUCUUCAAUUGAAGAGUACCCUGCUGACUGAACACGAGAGGGCAAGUCUAAAACAAACUACACCAAAUGAUUAUGUUAGAAUAUCAUUCCACUGUCGUGCAUCGGAUGCGCCAGAAUAUGAGGAGUGAAAUGUUGGAUAAACCCUCAAGUUCAGAAAUAUUGGAGUUUUGGAGCUUUCCCAAUCCAUGAAAUACCUUUCGUCCCGACAGUAGUCAUAAUGGUCGCUGAACCAUCAUUCACAUGUAUAAUUUGUCUGGCGCUGCCAUACUAUUCUUGACCAGCGAUAUAUGACCAGGUGUGAACAAUGGCCUUGAGUCACCAAUAAAUCCUGGUAGAUCUCGUAAAGCACCACACAUUUCGUAGUCCUCUGUGCUUACAAACUCGCGCCGCCCCUUCACCUGGUCCGCAAAAUCAGCCCCAAAACGGAAGAGACUGUACCCAUCAAACGUUUCGGACCAUCUCGGUUUGUGAGAGUAGAUGAGAGCAAGAAACACAGACCCUAUUGUCCAGGGAACCAGUAGAUACAAAGGAAUCCAUAUAUUUUUCAACGGGCCACGGGUAAGGACUUUUCCCGGCGUUGUGGUGGUGAAGUUUUCGUGCGUGAAAAAACUGCGAGAAUGAUAUUCGGAACUUGGAGCCUCAGAAGAGCCAUUGGAAUAACGGAGAUACUGUGACAGGUUGUCGUACUUGGCAACUCCAUCGUACGCCAAUUCCAAGGCGAAAGCAGCAUGGGCUUGGAGAACAGAGUUCCUGAGUUGCGUGGACUGGAUGUAGCUGGGAGCUAUCACUUUACGUCUGUUGCCAGGAUCAAUGUACCCUGGACCCUCCACGGAUGAAAGUACAUUUUGUGGCCCUAUAGAACCAAGAGCUCGGUCAUAUUCGGCCAAUUUAAAUAUCAGAGCUCUGACUGCGCCAGGGCCAAAGGGUGGAGCCCCAAGUAUUGUACCCACAGCGGGUAUAACAUCAUGAGGUUUGAAGUUGGUGAACGUGUUGGACAUGCCGUCAACAUCAGCGAUCCCGAAAUCAGACGCGGAAGUACACCGUAUGCCAAUGGCAACUUUCAUAGUGUUGGUGGAAUUACUCCCACCGGUCGAGUGGUGUUCAAGAUGGUACUUCUCUGCAACAUCAGGAAUAGGUUCGUCGACCUCCAUGCUCACUUGACCAUGG
This is a messenger RNA of Blastomyces gilchristii SLH14081, 7259 nucleotides long. RefSeq lists its product as uncharacterized. Lineage: Eukaryota; Fungi; Ascomycota; Eurotiomycetes; Onygenales; Ajellomycetaceae. Bases 4368 to 4805 code for a protein of 145 amino acids. The record is from RefSeq and is a predicted model, not a curated record. The transcript has 3 exons.